Messenger RNA from Aspergillus pseudonomiae, 448 nucleotides. RefSeq lists its product as uncharacterized. NCBI's taxonomy places the organism in Eukaryota, Fungi, Ascomycota, Eurotiomycetes, Eurotiales, Aspergillaceae. The transcript has a single exon. The coding region runs from base 166 to 387 and encodes 73 amino acids. The record is from RefSeq and is a predicted model, not a curated record.
CACGCUGGGAAGGGUGGCACACGAUGGACAUAUUCACCACCGAGAUAGAGAUUCUCUGGUAUACUUCUAUGUAUGGGAUGUCAAGAAUCCUUGCUACCAUUGUUAUUCACAUAAGGGCAAUUCUAAGAAUCACCGAGUUGCACCUACAGGAAGCGCGGCCGGUGGAUGGGCGGUAUAUCUGUCGCCGACGUAGGACAAGCCUGUGAAGUACUUAUAGAGAGCAUUGUACAGGGAGUGGAGAUGGGAAGGCGCACUGAAAUCGGACUUGCGAUUGAAAAUAAUGAGAGGAGCCAGACUGAGAUUCUUGGUCUAGAAGAGGAGAUCGUGAAGAUGUUUGAAGGGGACAUUACGAUACUGCACGAGAUCUAUAAGGGCAAAGACAGUUAACUACGACAUACACUUUGUCCCAGCAGCUAAGAAAAGCUAAAAAGACAAAGCACAGAUCUAU